AUGGAUGAAUUUGACGAGUCUUUGGAUAGUAUUGAAGUUCCAAAGCACUCUACUACCCUAUCUGGAUUAUCUGUUGUGUGUAUAGUGGCAGCGUUUACACAUAUUUAUACCGGCAACUCAUCUAAUGCAAUAGGAUCGAUUAUUAUAGCAAUUUGUACUGGGUUUUUCGUCUUAAAUCCCACGUUUUUCUCCAUAACUUUGGCCAUGUCUUCCAGUUUAAUGUAUUUCAUCAUCACCUCAUUGAUCGUGAUAGUAACCUUCACCACAGUAAAUAUUUUGGACAUGAGGGAUAAAACGGUCCUAGACUUAUGGGCAAUAUCACUGGAUGCUAUAACGGCAGGGGGGAUUUUUUCAAUCAUUAAUCACAUUUGGAAUUCGCCAUCUCACAAAUGCAACUUAUUUGUCCCACACUGGGCAAUUUUAGAUGGCAAGGAUGUCUCGGGGAAUGUAUGGACACCAUUCAAUGGGAUAGGCAGGCCCAUAGUAUAG
This is a messenger RNA of Babesia microti strain RI, 489 nucleotides long. RefSeq lists its product as hypothetical. The record is from RefSeq and is a predicted model, not a curated record. Lineage: Eukaryota; Apicomplexa; Aconoidasida; Piroplasmida; Babesiidae. The coding region runs from base 1 to 489 and encodes 162 amino acids. The transcript has 7 exons.